GGUGCCUAGAGCGGAAGGCUCUCUCGUCGUCCUCUCUCUGUUCCAGGCCAUGGCAGAGCAAGAGGGGUACUACCUGGCGCUCUCCGGGGCGCGCAUCGCCUUGCAGCGCCUUCGCCACAGCGCCUCCUGCCGGGAGUUCCAGGUGCGGUGCCCGAGGCUGCAGCUGCGCUCCCUCAGCGCAGUCACGUGCUCAGUGUGGCUCGUGGCCUACGGGCUCUUCGUCCUCAGCCAGAACAGUUUACCACUCUCUGCUGCUAUAUUCAUCACACUGAUCGGCUUGCUUGUGUACCUGCACUUUGUAAAAAUUGACCAGGAGUCCCUGCUGAUUAUUGGCUCACUUGGAAUACAGAUGACAUCAUCUUAUGCAUCUGGCAAAGAGAGUACAACUUUUAUAGAAAUGAGCCAGGUAAAAGAUGUGGUCAUCAAUGAAGCCAUCUAUAUGCACAAGGUUAUCUAUUAUCUAUGCAUUCUUCUCCAAGACCCUGUGGAACCUGAUGUUGUUUCUGAGGUAGUACCACUCUUUCAGAGCUCGAAGCCACGUCUAGACUGUCUUGCAGAAGUGUAUAAAAGUUGCCAGGAGAUCCUGGAGCAGAGAAAGAAAUCUUGAUGCCACUUUUUAACACAAAAUAUUUAUUAAGAACACAUAUCUUAACAAAGGCCCAGUAGAACUUUAGAUUCAUGGGAUUUCUUGAACAACGAUGUACUCCUUCCUCCUCCAUUGCACAGAUCGUUCUAAGCUGAAGUAGCAUCUGCAUGGUGUUGUUUGUUAUUAAAUGCCUUCAAGCCGACCUCAACUCAUGGGGACUUUAUGGAUGACUUCUCCAAGACUCCCUGUCUUCUACUGCUCUGCUUCAGUUUUGCAGACUCAUGCCAUGAUCUCACUAAUUGAAUCUAGCCAUUUGACACACAUUCCUCCUCGCUUUCUUCUGCCUUCAACAUUUCCCAGUAUUGUUGCCUUUUCUAAUGAGCCAUGCCUUUUCACGAAGUGGCCAAAGACGACAGACUCAAUUUGAUCAUCUUGGCUUCUAGGGUAUGUCAAACAUCUGCUUAUACCAUCCAAAAACUAACAAAUUCACAUAGAAUAAAACAACACAAGAAAAAUA
Molecule: messenger RNA, 1103 nt
Organism: Sceloporus undulatus (fence lizard)
Lineage: Eukaryota; Metazoa; Chordata; Lepidosauria; Squamata; Phrynosomatidae
Gene: PIGH
Product: phosphatidylinositol glycan anchor biosynthesis class H
Exons: 5
Coding region: 50-607 (185 amino acids)
Biological process (GO): GPI anchor biosynthetic process
Cellular component (GO): glycosylphosphatidylinositol-N-acetylglucosaminyltransferase (GPI-GnT) complex
Source: RefSeq, a predicted model, not a curated record